AUGUCCCACGCCCUCCUCGACGAGGACCCGAUCGUCGCCCCGUCAUCGUUCAAGCUGCUCGUCGCGGAGCUGUCGAACAACAACGCUUCAACGACGCUCUACGUGCAGAUCUUCUCCUCCGACUCUGAGCCCGAGGAGGGCGGCGGGUGGGGACCUGAGUUGGCCUGCCCCAUCGUCAGCAGCUUCCGCGAGUCGCGGUUCAAGUUCGGCUGCAGCUACGGGAACACAGGGCGUCCCAGGCCCGUCGUCCUAGGUGACACCGUCUACUGGCCGUGCACCUCGGGACUAGGGGACCGCAUCCUCGUGUGGCGGUGGCGCGGAGGGGUAGCUCGCGAGGCUUGGAUUGCCGAUCUCCCGCCCGGGGGGCACCCGGAGAAGUGCCUCGCGGUGCUGCCGUCGCCGGCCGACGCUGCGGGUGCGGGGUCACAGUCACAGGCAUUGCUGGGCUUGAUCGGCAUAGAAGCUGGCGAGAUUGAGGUGAGCAAGCUCGACGCCAGGGAAUGGGAACUGAACCCGGAGCCCGAGUUCUGCCCGUACGAGGUUGAUCUGCUCUCGCACAUGCUGUUCGUGAUGAAGCAGUUCUAA
This is a messenger RNA of Miscanthus lutarioriparius, 585 nucleotides long. Lineage: Eukaryota; Viridiplantae; Streptophyta; Magnoliopsida; Poales; Poaceae. The record is from the annotation of a GenBank genome assembly.